AUUACCUUCGAACUGAUCACAACUUGACUUGACCAUGGUGAAAUACACUGGCGUUGUUUUGCGUCGAGAUUUCACGAUGCAUGCGAAGGAUCCUUUCGAUCUACUCAGUCAACUCCGCAAACGCAACAUUCUGCCAAAAGAUGGCGAGGAAAAGCAAUACCGGAUGUGGAUCAAGGUGAAAUCCAAGGUUGGUGAUCAAACAUUCUGGCAGGACGUUUGUCUUGCGUCUGGGGAAUCGAAGAUCUACAACGAGGCCGUGAAAAUGGUCGAGAACAGCAACCUUAUCGAAACAAAUAUUCGGCAGUUCGGAGAUAGUUCACCCAACACAAGCCCCGAGAAAAACAGCAUAGAGACGCCGAAAAGAAACUUGUGUCAAGCCCAGGCAACAACAGUCUGGUCCUGGCGCUGUCAAAUAUUACCGAAGCGACGUCAGAAAUGACGAUCUACGAAUCCUUUGGUUCCAAUUCAAUCAACGACGUCGAACCCUUUACCGAGAUGGAGAUUGACGAUGACGAGCUGCGACUCAUUGCUCUACUAUUUCCAAAAAAGAAGAAUGACCCGACUACUGGCGGCGUUGUUGGCUACGAUGUCGUUCUGGUCGAUUUGACCAGUUUGAUUACUUUCGUCAAGACCGAGCUCAACAAUGCGACGCCAGUAUUCCGUAUUUGCAUCAAAGAUAUGCAGUGUCGCGAUGGCGAAAAGGGCAGUUUCACGCUUUCCUCGCACGUAUGGAUCGGUUCGAUGCUUGAACAUUCCAAAGCUCUUCGUAAAUUUUUUUCCGCAACGACAACGGCCGAGAAGAUUCGCAAGGAUCAAUUGGCUGAGCUACAGGGCAUGCAGUUGUUGUUGAAGAUCAAGUUCUGGAUCGCCGACUUGUUCGAUUUUGCCAAGGCGCGAACGCGACUGGGUUGCCAAAUGGCAGCCAGCGAUAUCGCACCUUAUUUGAGCCCCCACUACUUUGACGAGUGUGAGGCCCGGUACUUGGGAGGGAUUAUGACCCCAGAAGGGAUCUCGUUCAAGGAGUGCUUGAAAAAUGUUGCCGAGGAACAGCCAGGCGUGGCUGUGUGCACAAGCCAUAACUUGGCCCCAAAGGUCCUGAGCAUUUUCGACCUCAAAAAAGGAUUUUUGGAGGAUAGAUCAUUUCAGAGUCAACGUGCGAAAUGGAUCAAGGAACGCAAAGUCCUUUCCCGUGGCUCCGCAUAGGCAUCCGUUUAAUCGAGUAUCGGUAUGCGCCGUCAACGGGGGGUCCAGUGCAAUACGACAACAGCGAAUAGAGCAGCAAAGACUUUGCCUUUUCUUCCGCUUUGGGUACUUUUAUUCAGCUGUGAUUAGCAAUUUGUUUUACACACGUAUGUAGUUUUACCAAAUCCAGGAUUUGUACGAGGUCAGCUUCGCGCUUACCGGUAGCAUGCGAGUAAAAAAUCACAACUGUUAAAA
Molecule: messenger RNA, 1437 nt
Organism: Seminavis robusta
Lineage: Eukaryota; Bacillariophyta; Bacillariophyceae; Naviculales; Naviculaceae
Source: the annotation of a GenBank genome assembly